GCGGCGGAGGGAGGGGAGGCCGAGUCCUGGAAGUGGAGCUCCGCGCUGGGACUGGUUCCUUCGCAGCCAUUUUCUGUCCAACCAAACAGCCGAUUGGAGACGGGAGCCAACCAGGGCUGCAUUGGAGGUUAAAAUUGGACAAGGAUCCAACACCUUUGUGACAGGUGUUUGAGAGCACCAUUGACGUACAAUUCUGACAGUAUUUCAUGACAAUGGAUGGCGACAGCUCCACAACAGAUGCUUCUCAACUAGGGAUUUCCGCAGACUACAUUGGAGGAAGCCAUUAUGUUAUCCAACCCCACGAUGAUACUGAGGACAGCAUGAAUGAUCAUGAAGAUACAAAUGGUUCAAAAGAAAGUUUCAGAGAACAAGAUAUUUAUCUUCCAAUUGCAAAUGUGGCUAGGAUAAUGAAAAAUGCCAUACCUCAAACAGGAAAGAUUGCAAAAGAUGCCAAAGAAUGUGUUCAGGAAUGUGUGAGUGAAUUCAUAAGCUUUAUAACGUCCGAAGCAAGCGAACGGUGUCAUCAAGAGAAGCGGAAGACAAUCAAUGGGGAGGAUAUCCUGUUUGCCAUGUCCACGCUAGGUUUUGACAGCUAUGUGGAGCCCCUGAAACUGUACCUUCAAAAGUUCAGAGAGGCCAUGAAAGGAGAGAAGGGCAUUGGUGGAGCAGUCUCAGCCACAGAUGGACUAAGCGAGGAGCUCACAGAAGAGGCAUUCACUAACCAGUUACCAGCUGGCUUAAUAACUGCGGAUGGCCAGCAACAAAACGUUAUGGUUUACACGACGUCCUACCAACAGAUUUCCGGUGUCCAGCAGAUUCAGUUUUCGUGAUCUGAAAACAGGAUGGAACCAAGCUUGUGGAGAGUGAGAGUCUGAGCAAGUCUGGAACAGAGGCAUUGGGAGGAAGUAAGGGUGAAGCCGCCUCUUUGUACAAUAAGUAGCUGUAAUGUAGCUUCCUGAUGCUUGACUAAUUGAGGUGUUAAUUCUGACUUGAGAAUCUUUUUCAUGAAUGAUUUUAAAGAAAAAAAAAUUGGAUUUUAAAGGUAUUAAAAUAUUUUUGUUUUGUACGAGAGUUUGUUGCUCUGUAUGACGCCUGUAUGCAUUGUAUAUUGCAAUUUAUUACUGUCAGAGAUUUGUAGACAGUUUCUUAUUUUCAUAUUGAAUCAUGUUAUUUUGUAAUUCAAGUAAGCAGCUGGGUUAAUUCAUAAUGUUUGCCCUUUUAAUAAAAUAUAAGGGUAGAGUUCAUUUUGAAUGAAAGUUGCCUUUAUUACAAAUUUGAGUUUGUCUUGGCUAUAUACUAUCUUGCAUGAGAACUUAGCUAGAUUUUUAGCACUUUAUUUAUUGAAAAACAUUUUUUUGGUAAAACACCCAUAGCUUAAGCAACGUCUUUUUUAAAUGUAAUUGAAUAAUUAAGUUGGAUGCAGAAGCAAGUAUUGUCUGGCCUGUUAAACUUGGCGUCCAUCACUGUCUGUGCCUGUUCAGGUAGCUUUAGUUACUGUCAUGGGUGUUAGAAUUCAUUUCUAUUUGAUACAGUCCUAGCAUUCCUGAAAUGGUCCUAUCUUGAAGUAUUAACAGUAUCCUCUUCAAGAGGAGGGAUUUUUGAUAGUCAUUUUAGCUUUACUGAAAGGUCAGCUUUCCUGUUAGGCUGUGGGAACUGUGGACAUGAUUCUGUGUAGACAGUUGUGGGCAUAAGUAGUGAACAGGAGAGCUGUGAGUCUGAUUUCUGUGACACAAGAGCCUUCUGGUUUGCUGUUGUGCUAUCUGCAAUACACUAACAUUAGAUGAUGCUGUUUUGUACAGUUUACUAGUGUGUACUUGGGUUUCUUUUUAAAAGAUUUCUAUUUUCUCAUCUAGUUCUUUUAUUAGUAAUAAUUACUUUGAAUUUUUGUGUAUGUGGUGGUGGUAGUUUUAGCCCUAUCAAAAAUGGCUUAGUGUACAGUUUGUCCAGAAGCAAAUUUGUGGGACUCCAAUGGAAAAAGAAGAGCAGGUUUUUUUUAGGCACAGACUUACAUAAUGGCCACUUUGCCAGGAGUCUUAGGGAACAUAGCUGGCUAUUCUGAGAUUAAACAACUCCCUCCUCUCCUACCUCCCUUUUCAAUAAUCUUUCUUGUAAAAAAUGCACAUAGGAAAGAAUGGGAAAGGAUGGAUAAGCAAAAUCAACAGUCAUCCUACUGUGUUGAAAUAACCAAUGUUAAAAUUUUGAUAAAUUCAUUUGUCCUUUUACUUUGCUAAAUAUGUAUAUUUUUAUAAAAAUGGGCUCAUGUUGUGCACACUGUUUUGUAACUGGCUUUUUCACUUAACAAUAUAUUGUGAACUCUUCCCCAGGCCAUGCAUGGUCUUCUGCAUCAUUUUUACUGGGUUUUUAUUCUGCUGUAUGACUAAAUCAUGAUUAAUUUAUUUAAUCGCCUAUUGCAAAAUUUGACUUUUUUCAUCUCUUCAUAGUUAUAAACAGCCCUUCACUGAAUCCUGUGUACAUCGUAACUUUUCUUGAAAUAAAUUCUUAGAAGUAGAACUGCUGGGUUACCAGAUA
This is a messenger RNA of Psammomys obesus (fat sand rat), 2529 nucleotides long. It is a transcript of the gene Nfyb, whose product is annotated as nuclear transcription factor Y subunit beta. The record is from RefSeq and is a predicted model, not a curated record. Gene Ontology annotation, cellular component: nucleus; CCAAT-binding factor complex. The transcript is spliced from 8 exons. Gene Ontology annotation, molecular function: DNA-binding transcription activator activity, RNA polymerase II-specific; RNA polymerase II cis-regulatory region sequence-specific DNA binding; protein heterodimerization activity. Bases 207 to 830 code for a protein of 207 amino acids. NCBI's taxonomy places the organism in Eukaryota, Metazoa, Chordata, Mammalia, Rodentia, Muridae. Gene Ontology annotation, biological process: regulation of transcription by RNA polymerase II.